Messenger RNA from Rhea pennata, 1974 nucleotides. It is a transcript of the gene HAUS8, whose product is annotated as HAUS augmin like complex subunit 8. Gene Ontology annotation, molecular function: microtubule binding. Lineage: Eukaryota; Metazoa; Chordata; Aves; Rheiformes; Rheidae. Bases 1 to 1389 code for a protein of 462 amino acids. Gene Ontology annotation, cellular component: centrosome; nuclear microtubule; cytoplasm. The transcript is spliced from 13 exons. The record is from RefSeq and is a predicted model, not a curated record. Gene Ontology annotation, biological process: centrosome cycle; spindle assembly.
AUGGUCAACGUGACAAAGCGUGGCGUCAACACAGCAGCAGCCUUGAUAUUUGUCAAGCGUUGCCCCCAAAAAUCAAACAAACAAAAGAGAGUUUUAGGGAAGCUCGGACGAAGAAGGCAGCGGGGGCAUCUGCGGGCGCGUGCAGGCAGCUCGCACCGCGGCCCGGAGGCACCGCGCGCGAAGCGUCGCCGGUACCGCCCGGCGCCGGCUCCUCGCAGAGCUCGGGAGCGGCUGGCAGCCGGGCGCCCUCUGAGGCGGCGCCCGGCGCUGGGAGGCGGGGUGUCGGCGCUGGCGGACACCUCCGGUGCGCUGGUGGCGGCGGGCGGCGAGGCGUCUGGGCAGAAGCGGAAAGGAGGAAGGGUCGUGAAGUCUCGCUACCUGCAGUACGAAAAGAAGGGAAACAAACAGGCGAGUUCAUCAAGUUCUUUUACAACUUCUGCUACUAAACCAUCUGGAAAAGGAGGGAGCCAACAAAACAGAUCAGUUCUUCCUCAGAAGUGCAAAACUUCUGAUGUUUUCCCUCGUUCAUUAAAUCAGACCAGCUUUGAGAAAGGUGACUUACAAUCCACUUUAUUAGAUGAAGAUAAAAUUACUCGACCUGACCUUGAUCUUUCAGCUAUUAAUGACAAAAGCCUCCUCAAAAAGACUCCUAGUUCAAAGUCUAUUUGCAAAACAGGUACAAGGACAAGUGGAAAAAAACAAAAUGCGAAAUCUGAUUCUGAUGUUCUGAAGAAAUGGCUGGCAUCUCAGACACUGCUUUUAACUUACCUAAGAGUGAAGGCAGGGAAAAACCUUGCCAAGCUGGAGGAAAAAACGGAAGAAAACCUGCUAACGUUGUGUGAAGAAAAGGAGAAGAAACAGGAAAAGCUCUAUGAGUUGAAGCGUGAAUUCUUGCUUGAAGAGCGAGAGCAGAAGCUUGAAGAUGUGUUGAAUAAACAGAUGGAAGUACUCGCUCCCCUUGUUCCCGUCUGUGAACAGUUUAAAGAGCAAUAUAAAAGCUUUGCAACUUCCCUGGAUGCCACUAGACACGAAUUACCUGUGAAGAAUAUACACAUAGAGGGAGAUACACUAACAUAUCUGGAUGAACUGCAAAAGCAUUUAACUGUCACACAGGAGCUUCUGACAGAAGUUAAGCCUAGCUGUGCAGAAGAAAAUGCAAAAGCAUCCCCUGUACUGAAAGAGCUUAAAGAAGUCUUUCAGGAGCUGGAUAAAGAGCUUCAAAGGAGCUUCACACGAGUGCAGAACCUGUCAUUUGAAGUCAGUAAAGAAGUUUCUCUGCAUAACCAAAGAAUAUGCGAAGAGAACUAUGGACUAGAUGCUGUGAAACUAAAUGACUUGUCCAGCUUUUCAACAAUACCAGAGUAUGAAACCUGCAACAUAUAUGACUAAACUCUUCUGCGUGCUGUCCUGUGAGGAAACAUCUUUUUUCAGAUGUGAAUUCUCAUUCCCGUGGCACUUUCUUCAUCAUUUUUCUCCUUGACAGCACUGAAAGGUAAACAGUAAGAAAUGCUAUUCUUAGCAAGUAUUGUUUAUAUGCUUUUCUUGUUUUACCAUCUUGUAUCUGGCUUCAAGUGCACUGACUUGCAUUUCUUUCCAGAGUAGUUUUCCUUAAAGGGCAACAUAUCAGAGUAUAGAUGUGGAAUUUUGCAUGUGGUACUGUGCAUUUGAUAAUCUAGUCAGGAGAUCUGUAGGAUUGUACAACAUGAGCCUUGAUCAUUCAGUGAGCAACUUCUGCAGGAACUCUGGUUGUCCCUUGUUUCUUUAUUUGGCCAGAGGAAAAGCUAAAUGGGUAGCUAAUAGUGAGUCUGAUGAGUGGGAAGAACCUGGUCACUUGUGACAGUAAAGUUUGGUUUUUUGUCACUUAAUUGUCUUGGAAACAAAUUAUUUAAGUCUGAUAUGCUUUCCUAUUAACUUGACACUUUUUUAAGGAUCUAUAAUUUCAUUUUAUAAUAAAAAUUGUCUUUCACUGCUGUA